AUGUCUGGCCGUGCAAAGCAGGGUGGCAAGGCUCGUGCCAAGGCCAAGUCUCGCUCUUUCAGAGCAGGUUUGCAGUUUCCUGUGGGCCGUGUGCACCGGCUUCUUCGCCAAGGGAACUACGCAGAGCGAAUUGGGGCUGGCACACCAGUGUACCUGGCGGCGGUGCUAGAAUACUUGACAGCUGAGAUCCUCGAGCUGGCGGGCAACGCGGCCCGCGACAACAAGAAGACGCGCAUCAUCCCGCGCCACCUGCAGCUGGCCAUCCGCAACGACGAGGAGCUCAACAAGCUGCUGGGCCGCGUCACCAUCGCGCAGGGCGGCGUCCUGCCCAACAUCCAGGCCGUGCUGCUGCCCAAGAAGACCGAGAGCCACAAGUCCCAGACCAAGUGACUCCUGCACGAGUGACAGCAGCUAACAGCCUAAAACAAAAAGGCUCUUUUCAGAGCCA
Molecule: messenger RNA, 448 nt
Organism: Mus pahari (shrew mouse)
Lineage: Eukaryota; Metazoa; Chordata; Mammalia; Rodentia; Muridae
Product: histone H2A type 4
Exons: 1
Coding region: 1-390 (129 amino acids)
Cellular component (GO): nucleosome
Molecular function (GO): DNA binding; protein heterodimerization activity; structural constituent of chromatin
Source: RefSeq, a predicted model, not a curated record